UCCGAGACGAGCGGCGUGCGGCAGUCGGUCCGAGACGAGCGCGCUCAGAGGGCGGCGAGAGAGAGAGGAGAGAGGAGAGGAGAGGAGAGGAGAGGAGAGGAGAGGAGAGGAGAGGAGAGGAGAGGACGGCCCGAAAUGCUGCUGGUGCUCAGUGCUGCUGUCAUCCUCAGUGUGGCGGCGGGGGAGGCCGCUCUGCCCGUCACCACGUGGACGGCCGGCCUUAACCGGACCGUGCACCAGCUGAGGACGCUGACCGGCGCGCCGGAGGCCGUCUGUCCCCGGCUGCUCUCCUUUGGCGGCAGCUGCAUGUGCGCCUUCAGCGACCGGGCCGACCUGAGCGCGCAGACGGUCCAGUUUGACCGGCACGUGUCGGGCCGGCGCGAGCUCUGCGUCGGCGGCGCCUUCCUGCGGCCCGACCGCUGCUCCGUGCUCUCCCUACAGAGCGGCACCGUCAGCGGCGAGCAGCGCCGACUGGCGGACGCCCUGACAAGCUUCGGUUGCGCCGAUGGGCAGGUGGCGCUGGUGUCGCCGGCGGCCGAGGAGCAGCUGCGCUGGGAGCGGUUCUCGCUGCGCCGGCUGAUGCGCCGGCGGGGUCUGGCGCGUCUGGACGUGCUGGACGUCUCGGUGGAGGGCCGCGAGCAGGCCGUGCUGGCCGAGGUGGUCGCCGCGGCCGUCUCGCCGCGCCAGGUGUCGCUGACGGUGGUGCUCGACCGCGGCCAGGCCGAGGGGGACGAGUCCACGUUCCGGGAGGAGCGGCUCGGCGAGUACGUGCUGCUGCUGCGCCAGCUGAGGGCGGCCGGCUACCGGCUGGCCUCCUACAACGCCAACGGGCGCUGUGUCGAGUACCUGCUGCGGCGCACCGGGCUGUGUGCGCCAGUCUACUUCGACUCUACCUGGGUGCUGGCCUCGGACAGAGCGGCAGAGCGGCAGACAGAGUGACAGACAGAGCGGCAGAGCGGCAGACAGAGUGACGGACAGAGAGACAGAGGCACAGAGUGACAGAGGGACAGACAGAGUGACAGACAGAGUGACAGAGUAACAGUGACAGACAGAAGGACAGAGUGACAGACAGAAGGACAGAGUGACAGACAGAGUGACAGACACAGUGACAGAGUGACAGACAGAGACACAGAGGGACAGAGUGACAGAGGGACAGAGUGACAGAGUGACAGAGGGACAGAGGAACAGACAGAGUGACAGAGGGACAGAGUAACAGAGGGACAGACAGAGUGACAGAGUGACAGAGUGACAGACAGAGAGAGAGGGACAGACAGAGUGACAGAGUGACAGUGACAUAGUGACAGACAAAGUGACAGAGUGACAGAGGGGCAGACAGAGUGACAGAGGGGCAGACAGAGUGACAGAGGGACAGAGGGACAGAGUGACAGAGGGACAAGACAGAGUGACAGAGA
This is a messenger RNA of Amphibalanus amphitrite, 1412 nucleotides long. RefSeq lists its product as uncharacterized. Bases 136 to 939 code for a protein of 267 amino acids. The record is from RefSeq and is a predicted model, not a curated record. Lineage: Eukaryota; Metazoa; Arthropoda; Thecostraca; Balanomorpha; Balanidae. The transcript is spliced from 2 exons.